This is a messenger RNA of Sesamum indicum (sesame), 1882 nucleotides long. Lineage: Eukaryota; Viridiplantae; Streptophyta; Magnoliopsida; Lamiales; Pedaliaceae. The record is from RefSeq and is a predicted model, not a curated record.
GAAUUAGUUUAGUCUCUGGUAGGAAGUCGUGUUGGACAUCUUUUUGGAGAAUUCAUAAGAGAAGAAUCUGAAAUUCUGUGCUGUAGAAAUCUUGAUUGACUUGAACUUUUUUGGUGAUGAAUGGGUUUUUGUUGCUCUGCUUUCCUUUGAUAUUUAAUUGACUUCUGGGUGUGUAGGUAUUUUUGCUUAUUUUUGAAUUGUGGAAUGGAGGCUUGAGUACUGUGUUCUUGUGGUGAUGAGUUGAUCUGCACCUGUGUUUUUGUAAAAAAAGUGUGUUAAUUUCCACUUUGUGAUUUUCUGACUUCACGUAUCAGGGAUUGUAGCUUCUCCAUGGGUUGACUACUUCUCAUAUCUCCAAGAUCCAGUGCCUAGUUUAUGAUGCAUUGCGGGGAAAAGGAGAUUUAAGAAAGUCCAUUAAUGAGCCAUUUUGCUGAGAUGGAGUGGAAUUCAAAGUGGGACUGGGAAAACUUUCUUGGGUUUGGUUCAAAAGCAAUGGAAAGUCCCAAGAAGCUGCAACUAGCAGACUGGACAAUUGUUGAUGAUGGACAAAUUGAUGCUGGAUCCUUCAAUCUCUCGGCAGGUGGUGGGAAUAGUGGUGCUUCUGACUCAGAUGGUGGGCAUGUUUCUUCAGCUAAGAGCUCGAUAUCGGCUUCUACUGACUCCUCGACAAAGGAUGGCAUGCAAAACGCCAACUUUAGCCUGAUAACAUUUCAGGGCUUUUCAGGAAAUUUUAGCAAGAAGAAGGAAAUGAAAGGAGCUCAUGUUUCUGGAACUUCUCCACCUCUGGAUGCUUCCAUUGGCUCUGUGGAACCGUUGAUUGGUCUGAAACUUGGAAAGCGGACAUAUUUUGAGAAUAGCGGUGCUGGAGGCAAUGUUAAGACUGCACCUCUUCCUGUGAUGCCUACUCCUUCUGCUACUCCACUGAAGAAAACUAAGUCAUUGGGUCAAAAUCUUCCUAUACCACGCUGUGUAGUUGAGGGAUGCAAUAUUGAUCUUUCAACAGCUAAAGAAUAUCACAGAAAGCAUAGAGUUUGUGAUAGUCAUUCCAAAUGCCCAAAGGUUGUUGUUGGAGGCAUUGAACGGCGGUUUUGCCAACAGUGUAGCAGGUUCCAUAGCUUGUCUGAAUUUGACGAAAAGAAGCGCAGUUGUCGAAGAAGACUAUCUGAUCAUAAUGCACGACGCCGGAAGCCACAGCAGGAAGCUAUCCAGUUUAAUUCGACAAGGCUCUCAUCACCAUUUUAUGAGGGAAGGCCACAAAUUAGUUUUUUGUUGAAUGAUGCUCCAGUUAUUAACUCCAAAAAUCCUGCUAAUAGCACAUGGAAUAGCACCAGCAACUCCGAGUUCACCCUAACAAAAGGGUAUCCUUUGAAGUCGAAUGGAGAUGGAGGUACUGACGAGCAAAUGCAUAUGCGAGGCGUCAAACUGCCGCAUGUCAUCAAUAUGCAUGGCACUGCUGCCAAUGGUGUUUUCGCGUCGAAAAGCUCCAUGCCCACAAUUCUGAAUCCAGGUUCCAAGGGACCCCUAACGUGUUCCCACUUAGAUGCAGCACCGGAGUAUCGCCGUGCUCUCUCUCUUCUGUCAAGUAACUCGUGGGGUUCAUGUGGACCAGAAUCGAUGCCUGUACAUGAUCAAAUGCACGAACAAGGUACCAAUGUGGCUCAGCCUAUGAUGCAUGCAACCCCAGAAGGUGUCCCGCUCUCUUCUUCACAGUUCUGGCUUACUGGACAUCAACCAACUCAGCCUCGCGUGGCCACAAACAGUAAUUUUCAGGAAGUCCAGCUCCUCAAAACACCAUACGAACCUGACUUCUAUUCUAACAUGUUAAACUGACAAUCGAAAAACCAUGUUAAAGAAUAUGUAUUAACACUUAACAAUCGUGUAA